Messenger RNA from Chinchilla lanigera (long-tailed chinchilla), 6678 nucleotides. RefSeq names its product extra spindle pole bodies like 1, separase (gene Espl1). Gene Ontology annotation, biological process: meiotic chromosome separation; proteolysis. Gene Ontology annotation, cellular component: mitotic spindle; cytoplasm; centrosome. Lineage: Eukaryota; Metazoa; Chordata; Mammalia; Rodentia; Chinchillidae. Gene Ontology annotation, molecular function: cysteine-type endopeptidase activity. Bases 157 to 6516 code for a protein of 2119 amino acids. The transcript has 31 exons. The record is from RefSeq and is a predicted model, not a curated record.
GGUGGGUAAACUACAACUCCCAGCGUGCCACGCGGCCCGCUGGCGUUAUGCACUCUCGCUGAUUGGCCGCUAGCGAUAUUUGAAAGGAGGGGCUGGCGCGGAAAACGAUUACCCUUUGGGUCCUUUUGGAGUACUGUGGCUGGAGCUCUCGGCACUAUGAGGAACUUCAAAGGAGUCAACUUUGGGACCCUGCUGAGCAGCCAGAAGGAUGCUGAAGACUUGCUGUCUGACUUGAAGGAGUUCCUGUCCAAGCCUCCAGCUGGUUGUCCCAGCAGCCGAUCUGACACGGAGCGCAGACAGACUUGUGACGCCAUCCUGAGGGCUUGCAAUCAACAGCUGACGGCCAGGCUCCCCGGCCCUAGGCACCUGGGGAGCCUGCUGGAGCUGGCAGAGCUGGCCUGCAAUGGCUACGUGGUGUCUACUCCCCAGCGCCCUCCCCUCUACCUGGAACGCAUUCUCUUCAUCUUACUGCGGAACGUGGCUGCUCAGGGAAGCCCAGAGGCCAUGCUGCACCUCGCCCAGCUUCUCCAUGCCUGCUUCAUGCAGUGCGCUCCCCAAGCUGCCUCACAGGACUAUGAGGCUGUGGCUCGAGGCAGCUUUUCUCUGCUUUGGAAGGGAGCAGAAGCGCUGUUGGAGCGGAGAGCGGCGCUCUCAGCUCGGAUGAAGGCCUUGAGCUUCCUUGUCCUCCUGGAGGAUGAAAGUACCCUUUUCGAGGUUCCUCACUUUGCUUCGCCAACAGCCUGUCGAGUGGUAGCUGCCUAUCAGCUAUUUGACGCGAGUGGGCGUGGCCUAGACGAAGCAGAUGCUGAUUUCCUAGAUGACUUGCUCUCCAGGAACGUGAUCAGAGCCUUGGUGGGUGAGGGAAGUGCCUCUCCCAGUCCUCUUUCUCCCCAGAGGGCCCUCUGCCUCUUGGAGCUCACCUUAGAGCACUGCCGUCGCCUGUGCUGGAGCCACCACUACGACAAGGCCACCAGCACAGUGGGGAGGGCUCAUGGUUACCUCAGGGACACCAGUGUGGCCCCCAGCCUCCAGCUGUGCCAGUUGGGGGUGGAGCUGCUACAUGUCGGGGAGGAAGGAUCCCAGGCAGUGGUUCAGCUUCUCAGCAAGGCAUCAGCUGUCUUGAACCACAGUGUGAAGGCACCGUUACCCCCACUUCGGGCAUUGUAUGACUCCUGCCAGUUCCUCCUUUCAAGCCUGGAACGAGGUAUCAAGAAACACUAUGGACCCGAAGCUAUUGGGAGCCUCUUUGGUUUCCUGGGAGGAUACUGCUCUCUUAUCCAGCAGCUCCGGGAUGAUGGUGCCUGUGUGGACUCCCCCAAGCAGCAGCAGUCUUUGGUGCAGACGCACUUUCAGGGUCUUCACCUCUACACUGUGAUGGUUUAUGACUUUGCCCAGCGCUGUCAGGUAGCUGAUCUGGCUGACUUGGCCCAGCUAGCGGAGAGCUGCAGAUCUACUGCCGUCUGGAUGCUGGAGGCCUUGGAGGGCCUGUCAGGCCAAGAGCUGACUGACUACAUGGCCGUGACUGCCUCGUACACCAGUAACCUGGCCUACAGCUUCUACAGUCACAAGCUCUAUGCCGAGGCCUGUGCCAUCUCCGAGCCACUCUGCCAGCACCUGGGCUCGGCGAAGCCAGGCACUUACCCUGAGGUGCCUCCGGAGAAAUUGCACAGGUACUUCCGGCUGCAUGUAGAGAGCUUGAAGAAACUGGGUAAACAGGCGCAGGGCUGUGAGAUGGUGACCUUGUGGCUGGCGGCCCUGCAGCCCUGCAGCCCCGAACACAUGGCUGAGCCAGUCACUUUCUGGGUUCGGGUCAAGAUGGAUGCGACCAGGGCUGGAGACAAAGAGCUACAGCUAAAGACUCUGCGAGAUAGCCUGAGUGACUGGGACCCAGAGACCCUGGUCCUCGUGCUGAGGGAGGAGCUGCAAGCCUACAAGGCAGUGCGGGCUGACACGGGGCAGGAACGCUUCAACGUCAUCUGUGACCUGCUGGAGCUGAGCCCUGAGGAGACACCAGCCGGGGCCUGGGCGCGAGCCACCCACCUGGUGGAACUGGCUCAGGUGCUCUGCUACCAUGACUUCGCCCAGCAGACGGACUGCUCUGCCCUGGAUGCUAUCCAGGAGGCCCUGCAGCUUCUGGAGGCUGUGAAGCCAGAGGCCCAGGCCAAGGAUCGGCUUCUGGACGAUAAAGCACAGGCACUGUUGUGGUUCUACAUCUGCACCUUGGAGGCCAAAAUACGGGAGGGUAUUGAGCGGGAUCGGAGAGCCCAGGUUCCUAGUAACCUGGAGGAAUUUGAAGUCAAUGAUCUCAACUAUGAAGAUAAACUCCAGGAAGAUCGCUUCCUGUACAGUAACAUCGCCUUCAACCUGGCUGCGGAUGCAGCUCAGUCCAAACCCCUGGACCAAGCCCUUGCUCUGUGGAAGGAGGUCCUUACAGAGGGGCAGGCUCCAGCUGUGCGGUGUCUCCAGCAGACAGCAGCCUCGCUGCAGAUCCUCGUGGCCCUCUAUCAGCUGGUGGCCAAGCCUCUGCAGGCCCUGGAGGCCCUCCUGCUCCUGCGGAUCGUCUCUGAGAGAUUGGUGGACCAUGCGAAAGCAGCCAGCUCCUCUUGCCAGCUCGCCCAGAUCCUCCUGAGCCUCGGCUGCCCCAGCUAUGCCCAGUUCUACCUGGAAGAGGCCGAAUUGACCCUGACGCAUCUCGAUGAGACCACGGACACGCACCUGCUCCUUUCCCUGACCUGUCAGCUACUUCGAAGUCAGCUCUGCUGGGCGCAGCAGAAGGUGACUGAGGGUGUCUCUCUGUUGCUGACUGUCCUUCGGGACCCUGCACUCCAGAAGUCAUCCAAGGCUUGGUACUUGCUUCGAGUCCAGGCCUUGCAGCUGCUGUCCAUCUACCUUAGCCUCUCAUCAAACAGCCUCUCAGAUGCCCUGCGCGAGCAGCUUUGGGCCCAAGGCUGGCAGACACCUGAGACAGCACUCGUAGACUCCCACAAGCUCCUCCGAAGCAUCAUCCUCCUACUGAUGGGCGGUGAUGUUCUCUCCCUCCAGAAAGCAGCUGUGGAGACACCGUUCCUGGACUGUGGUGAAAAUCUGGUACAAAAAUGGCAGGUUCUUUCAGAGGUCCUGAGCUGCUCAGAGAAGCUGGUCUGCUGCCUGGGCCGCCUAGGGAGUGUGAGUGAAGCCAAGGCCUUUUGCUUGGAGGCCCUGAAACUUACCACGAAGCUGCAGCUGCCAUGCCAGUGUGCCCUGUUCCUGGUGCUGAAAGGCGAGCUGGAGCUGGCCCGCAGUGACAUGGACCUCUGUCAGUCGGACCUGCAGCAGGUUCUGUUCCUGCUCGAGUCCUGUACAGAGUUUGCGGGGGUGGCCCAGCACCCAGACGCUGUGAAGAAGGUCCACCUACAGAAGGGGAAGCAGCCGGCCCGGGCCCCCCGGCCCCCGCAGCUCCUGGAGGAGGAGUCUUUCCUAAAAGGUCCUGCUCUGGAGCUGGUGGCCACCGUGGCCAAGGAGCCCGGCCCCACUGCACCUUCGACAAACUCCUCCCCGGCUCUAAAAACCAAGCCCCAGCCCCGCCCUGGCUUCCUUUCUCACUCCGCCACCUGUGACUGCUCGCUCUGUGCCAGCCCUGUCCUCUCAGCGGUCUGUCUGCGCUGGGUGUUGGUCACAGCAGGCGUGAGGCUGGCCACAGGCCGUGAGGCCCAGGGUCUGGAGCUGCUGCAGGUUGUGCUAAAGGGUUGCCCUGCAGCGACCAAGCGCCUCACCCAAACUCUCCAGGCUUCCCUGAAGCACAAAGCCCCCGCCUCUCCUGUCCCGAGCCUUCUGGAUGAGCUGCUGGCGCAGGCGUACACACAGCUGGCGCUGGCGGGCCUGAAGCAGCCUUCAAACAAGAGCCUGGGGAAGAUCCUAGAGUCGGGGCUGAAGUUCACGGCCCCGCGGAUCCACCAGCUGGAGCCCUGGCGAGUCAGCCUGCUCUUGAUUCAGGCCCUCGCGAAGCUGGCUGGCCUCAGCUGCUGCACUGCCCAACUUUUUGCAAGCUCCUGGGGCUGGCAGCCACCACUGAGCAAAAGCCCGCCAGGCUCAGAGCCUUCUAAGCCGCAGAGCCAAAAACGUUGUGGCCGGGGGCACCAGCAGGCAGCCUCUGCUCCCCCGCCCCUCCAUAAUACCUCUCACAGAGGCCCAGAAGGGGGCGGACCACCUUGUACGCCUAAGCCCCCAGGCCGGGUCAGGCCAGCUGGCCCUCGAGUCCCCUUCACCGUGUUUGAAGAAGUCUGCCCUACGAAGAAUAAGCCCGAGGUUCCCCGGGCCCCCAGAGUACAGCAGAGGGUCCAGACGCGCCUUAAGGUGAACUUCAGCGAUGACAGUGACUUGGAAGACCCUGUCUCCACUGAGAUAUUACUUGUGGAGGAACCUAAGAGACACGGCACUGCUUCCCGGGGUCAGGGCCGGGGCCAGGGCCGGGCUAGGAAGAGCCCAGGCUUGAAGACAGGUGCAGCGGCUGCUCCAGGUAGCGCUGCUGUGAGUAGGAGCCGUAGAACCAAGAAGGCGGCAUCAAGACCCUGUGAAGAGCAGGACCCCCAGACAGCCCACUGUGGCCAGGCCAGGCUGGGCCCCGAGAUCAUGAGGGCCAUCCCCGAGGAGCUGACUGACAGCUGGAUGGAAAUGAGCUUCGAGACCCUCAGAGCCUCCGAUGGAGAAGACUCGGCCUCAGGUGGGAAGGCGCCCGCUCCAGGUGCUGAUCCCCCCAUAGGAGAAUGUGAGGUGUUGAGACGCGAUUCCAGCAAGGAGGAGCUGCCCGUCCUGGUCCCAGGCAAGCAGAGCAGCAGGGACCUCGGUCCUUGGCUCCGGCCCCCCACCGUCUCCGCAGCUGUUGGUUCCUCUACCCUGGAUUCCGUGUGCGACUCCCUGAGCAUUGCUUUCUGUGGGGUCAGUCACUGCCCUCCUAGUGGGCUCUACGCCCACCUCUGCCGCCUCUUGGCCUUGUGCCUGGGCCACCGGGAUCCCUAUGUCACUGCCUUCCUCGUUGCUGAGUCUGUCUCUAUUACCUGUCGCCACCAGCUGCUCACCCACCUCCACAGACAGCUCAGCAAGGCCCAGAAGCAUCGAGGAUCACUCAGACUGGCGGAGCAGCUGCAGCAGCUGAGCCUCCAGGAGCUGCCUGGCGAUGUCCCUCUGGCCCGCAUCCAGUGCCUCUUUUCCUUCAGGGCUUCAGGAGCUGGUGCCUUUCCCCAGCCUGAGAAGCAGCGUUUCCAGGAGCUCCUGGCUCUGCUCCCCAGCGAGGUGACUGUCUGCGUGUUGGCUGUGGCCACCCUCCAGCCUGGAACUGUGGGCAAUACCCUCUUGUUGACGCGACUGGAAAAGGACAACCCCCCAGUCACUGUGCAGAUCCCCACCGCCCAGGACAAGUUCCCCCUGAGUUCAGCGCUGAGAGAAUUUGAUGCCAUUCAGAAGGAGCAGAAAGAGAACAGCAGCUGCACUGACAAGCGAGCCUGGUGGACAGGCCGGCUGGCCCUGGACCACAGGAUGGAGGACCUCAUCACCUCCCUGGAGAAGCAUGUGUUGGGCUGCUGGCGGGGGCUGCUGCUGCCCUCCAGUGAGGAGCCCGGCCCUGCGCAGGAGGCCUCCCGCCUGCAAGAGUUGCUGCAGGACUGCGGCUGGCAGUAUCCCGACCCCACUGUGCUGAAAGUCUUGCUCAGUGGUGCCAGUACCCUCACAACCCAGGACAUUCAGGCCCUGGCCUACGGGCUGUGCCCAGCCCAACCAGACCGAGCCCAAGAGCUCCUGACUGAGGCAGCCGAGCGUCUACAGGGGCAGACAGCACCAAGCAAUAAGCACCUUGUCUUGGUGCUGGACAGGGAUCUGCAGAAGCUGCCGUGGGAAAGCAUACCCUGCCUGCGAGCACUGCCCGUCACCCGUCUGCCCUCCUUCCACUUCCUGCUCAGCUAUUCCGUCAUCAAAGAGGCUGGGGCCUCAUCGGUGCUGAGGCAGGGGGUGGAUCCUCGGAGCGCCUUCUAUGUCCUGAACCCUCACAAUAACCUGUCAAGCACAGAGGAGCAAUUUCGAGCCAAGUUUAGCAGUGAAGCUGGCUGGAGAGGGGUGGUCGGGGAGGUGCCGAGGCCGGAACAGGUGCAGGCGGCCCUGACAGAGCAUGACUUGUAUAUCUACGCUGGGCACGGGGCUGGCGCCCGCUUCCUCGACGGACAGGCAGUGCUGCGGCUGAGCUGCCGGGCGGUGGCCCUGUUGUUUGGCUGCAGCAGCGCGGCCCUGGCUGUGCACGGAGACCUGGAGGGGGCUGGCAUCGUGCUCAAGUACAUCAUGGCCGGCUGCCCCCUGUUUCUGGGAAAUCUCUGGGACGUGACUGACCGAGACAUUGACCGCUACACAGAUGCUCUCCUGCAGGGCUGGCUCCGAGCGGGCCCAGGGGCCCCUCUGCUCCGCCACGUCAGCCAGGCCCGCCAGGCUCCCCGACUCAAGUCUCUUAUCGGAGCCGCACCUGUCGCCUACGGCUUGCCCGUCUUCCUUCGGUGAGGCUUGGCGCUGUCUCCUUGCUGGCAGAGGCUAUGUGACUGCUCUACCUCCAACCUUAGAUUCUACCCUCAGGAUAGAUAUUUUAAAGUCAUUUUCCCUCGAGUUUUAUAUGAAAUAUUUCCUUCCCAUUUAAUCUUAAUAUAAUAAAGAUAUAUCACUUAU